GGGGGAUUGAAAUAUAUUGGAGAAGAAGAAAAUGAGCUGCUCUUAUCUAUUUACUGGCGACGCUUCUGUCGCCUCGCGAAGGUGGAACGAUGUUUCUUUCCGGCAGCAGCGUGUAUUUCUCCCACAGCAAUUUCACCGGCCACAGCUUGCGUCGCUUUCCCAGCUCCCCCGAUUAGUCGCCACUGCUAAUCAGAACUUUACUAGUCAAUCGCUCGGGACCAGAAACUGCUUUCCUUUACUGCUUGCUGGAGGAGACAAUGAUAAUGGAAAUGGCUCCGGCGGAGACGGUGACGGAGAUGGCGGUUGGUGGUUUAACGGUGGUGGUGAUAAUUCUGAUGACCCUUUUAGAUUAUUCUGCUUUCUGUUCUUGGUCUUGUCCUGCUUCUUCCAGUUACAACUAUCUGCUGCCUUCGCCAUUGCUAAACCUCCAGAGUCGGAAAGUGAGAGAGACACGGUUUGGGAAGUAAGAGGAAGCAAAAGGAAGCGACUUGUCCCUGAUUACGUCAGAGAUGAGUUCGUCUCUGAAGAAUCUUCCUUCGAAUUAUCAUCUUCUUUGACUCCUGAGAAUCUCGUGACCCAAUUUAGAAACCUUCUGAUUCAGUUCCUCCUCCCCGAAGGCUACCCCAACAGCGUCACCUCCGAUUACCUUGACUACUCUCUCUGGAGAGGCGUUCAAGGAAUCGCUAGCCAGAUCAGCGGCGUUCUUGCCACUCAGUCUUUGCUUUAUGCAGUUGGGUUGGGUAAAGGAGCGAUCCCUACAGCUGCAGCGAUCAAUUGGGUGCUUAAAGAUGGAAUUGGGUAUCUCAGUAAGAUUAUGUUAUCCAAAUACGGACGCCAUUUCGAUGUUCAUCCCAAAGGAUGGAGGUUAUUUGCUGAUCUUCUUGAAAACGCUGCUUUUGGUAUGGAGAUGCUUACACCACUCUUUCCUCAAUUCUUUGUCAUGAUCGGUGCUGCUGCUGGUGCUGGCCGAUCUGCUGCUGCUUUGAUUCAGGCUGCUACUAAAAGUUGCUUUAAUGCUGGCUUUGCUUCUCAAAGGAACUUUGCUGAGGUAAUUGCCAAAGGUGAAGCUCAAGGAAUGGUGAGCAAGUCAAUGGGUAUCCUUCUUGGAAUAGUUGUUGCCAAUAACAUAGGAACCUCUACAAGUCUUGCACUUGCUGCAUUUGGAGUUGUGACAUCGAUCCAUAUGUAUACCAAUUUCAAAUCUUACCAAUGCAUCCAACUCCGUACGCUAAACCCAUAUCGUGCAAGUUUGGUUUUUAGUGAAUAUCUCAUCAGCGGCCAAGCUCCUCUAGUCAAGGAGGUCAAUGACGAAGAACCAGUCUUCCCAGCUGUUCGGUUCUUAAACAUAAAAUCUACGAAAAAGCUGCAAGAUUUCGUCCUAUCAUCAGAAGCAAAAACAGCAGCAGCAGACAUAGAGGAACGGCUUCAACUAGGUUCAAAGCUCAGCGAGGUUAUCCACAACAAGGAAGAAGCAAUAGCACUCUUUGAUCUGUAUCGCGAUGAAGGCUACAUCCUCACAGAACACAAAGGGCGAUUUUGUGUGAUGCUCAAGGAAAGCUCGUCGCCACAAGACAUGCUCAGGUCGUUGUUUCAAGUGAACUACCUCUACUGGCUAGAGAAGAACGCUGGGAUCGAAGCUACAAACACUUACUCAGACUGCAAACCGGGCGGUCGCCUUCACAUUUCUUUAGAUUACGUGCGAAGAGAGUUUGAAUUGGCCAAAGAAGACAGUGAAACAGUGGGUUGGGUUACUGAAGGACUCAUAGCUAGACCUCUACCGACCAGAAUCCGUGUAGGUUAUGAUAGUGAACCCUCAUCUUCUCCUUCUAGUUCAUAA
This is a messenger RNA of Eruca vesicaria subsp. sativa (arugula), 1837 nucleotides long. The record is from the annotation of a GenBank genome assembly. NCBI's taxonomy places the organism in Eukaryota, Viridiplantae, Streptophyta, Magnoliopsida, Brassicales, Brassicaceae.